CGGGGGAGCUCUGCGGGACCUCCCUCAUCUUGCUUUUUGUGGAUUGCUCAGGUGCCCAAACGACGUUUUUUUCCCGUUCCGGUGCCCGUGGUGAACAGCGGGAAUGGCCCAGGCCGGGGGUGCGGCCGCCCUCCCUGCCCUGCCCAGCGUCCAGCAUAGCAACAGCGGCUCAAACACCGCCAGCACCGCCGCCGGCAGGUCUGUGCCCGCACCCAGCCCUCUCCCUGGCAGGGUGGCCCCCCCCCAGUGACCCCCACCCGCUCUGCUUUCCAGGGUGCCGGGCAUGGGGAGCUUCCCGUGCCCCCGCUGCCGCAUGGCCUUCAGCUCCCGGCAGCUCCUGCGGGCGCACCGGGAGAAGCUGUGCCUCGGGAUCCCGGAGCCCGCCAGCUCCUGCCUCCAUGGGGGGAACCCUCUGCCUGAGGAGGACGCGCCGGGCACGGCAGGGAGGCCACGGGACACCUCGGUCGGGGUGUCCCUGCAUGGGGACGGUCCUGAGCCACACCAUCGCCUUGAGCUCCCCGGGGUCUCAGCGGCUGCGUGGGGACAGCGGGGACCGGGGUGGGCACGGGGGGCUCCCCUGGGGGCCGUGCUCACCCCCCGCGAGCGGGCCCUGCUCCGCACGGCCGACCCCGCUUCCAGGACGCCCACAGUGCAGCAGGGAGAGCCCCCCCAGCAGCCGGUCCUGCCCCAGGGGCAGCAGCAGCUGCCACAGGAGCUGCUGGAGGCCCACAAACGCCAAAUGGCGGAGAUCCAGGCCAGGACCCAGCAGCUGGAGCAGCAGAGGGAAGGGCUGUGCCGGCAGCUGGCAGCACUGGGGGCUGGAGGGGCUGGGGGGCCUCAGCCCGAGCAGGGGCAGCUGGGGCUGGGCCAGGUCCUGCAGGCCCCGAAGGAGCAGCUCAGACAGGUGCAAGCGGCACAGCACAGGGCCACCCUCCACCUCGACACCCUCCUGCCACCCUCGGGGCCACUCACUGCUGAGGCCAGGGCACUGCGACUGUCCUACCUGCGCGCCGGGGGACACGACCCGGCCAUCCUGGACCAGCUGCUCCACCUCCAGCUGGAGGCCACGGUGCUGGAGAAAGGAACCACAGGGCUGUGCAGGGGCAGGAGGAUGGCAGAGCCCCCUGGCACUGGCACACAGGGUCUGGAUGUAGCACUGUUGGCUGUGGAGCUGGAAAACUGGCGUCUGGAAGAUGAAGUGUUGGCGUUGAAGGUCAGGAGAGAGAGGAGAGCUGAUGCUGGCUCCAGGGCGGCCCAGCGGCACUCGGAGGAGCUGGCCCAGCUCCAGGCAGAGGUGGGGAUGCUGCGAUGCCACGCGGAGCAGGCGGGGCCACGGCUGCCCCCACCCAUCCUCCCACCCGCUGUGGCCCCCUCACUGCCACCAGCCCUGGCUGUGCCAGAACUUUUUAUGGAGCCCCCUGGGCCAGCACUGGGGCCAGGCAGCCCCACAGGCCAUGUGCCCCACAGCCUCCCCCUCAGCCCCUUUGUGGCCCUGGAGGAUCCUCCUCCUGCUCAGGAGCCCUCAGAACAACACAGACCUCCACGAAGGACUGAGCUCACAGCCAGAUGAGUGUUCCAUCCUGCUCACAGUGGUGGUUUGGGGACAGGCAGAGAAGCCAAUCACAUUCCCUUUCCCUAUGGCUCAGCUCAUUCCAUCGGGCACAUCCCCACCAGCAGCCCUUUGUAGGGAAAGCCUGACCAGGAGCAGGCACAGCUCAGCCCUGGCAACCCAGCAAAACCCAGCACCAGCUUUCCUAAGUGUCACAGGCCCUGUGUUUAAUAAAUGGCUUCAGCCUAUUGCUCUUCA
Messenger RNA from Pseudopipra pipra, 1807 nucleotides. RefSeq names its product coiled-coil domain containing 17 (gene CCDC17). The transcript is spliced from 10 exons. Lineage: Eukaryota; Metazoa; Chordata; Aves; Passeriformes; Pipridae. The record is from RefSeq and is a predicted model, not a curated record. The coding region runs from base 284 to 1570 and encodes 428 amino acids.